AUGAUGAGGAAGGGAAGUAAGUAUGAUGACAACAGUUAUGAAUUUAUUUUGCUUCAAUCUGCUAUGGAGAAGCUGGGUGUUCAGAGUGCACUCUUGUUGCCUGAGGUUGCUGAACCAUAUAGCAGGCAACGUUCUAUUAGACACCUUGAGAAAGGAAGGGUCGUCAUAUUUGGUGGUGUUGGUGCUGGCAUAGGAAAUCCACUUUUUACCACCGAUACAGCUGCAGCUCUCAGAACUUCUGAGAGUAUGACCUUACGCUAUCGGAACGUGUAA
Molecule: messenger RNA, 273 nt
Organism: Sphenostylis stenocarpa
Lineage: Eukaryota; Viridiplantae; Streptophyta; Magnoliopsida; Fabales; Fabaceae
Source: the annotation of a GenBank genome assembly